Messenger RNA from Spirometra erinaceieuropaei, 608 nucleotides. NCBI's taxonomy places the organism in Eukaryota, Metazoa, Platyhelminthes, Cestoda, Diphyllobothriidea, Diphyllobothriidae. The record is from the annotation of a GenBank genome assembly.
AUGACUGUGGAGUUCUUCAAGGUUCCAUUCUAUCCCCUCAACUUUUCUCCCUCCACACCGACUAUCUAAGAUUCCCUAAACGACUGUCUUUUGGUUAAGUAUGCUGAUGAUGUGGUUGUUGGACACCCUCUCAAAAGUCAGACACACCUCCGGUCUCUAAAGGAUGGCCUAAACCAUGUCCUAGCGUGGUCGGAGGAAAAUGGUCCCCUGAUUAACAACCAAAAAUCCGUUCAGUGUAUUCUUCGACUGCAGCCCUCUCCUAAUCCUGAAUUCUCUGACAUUCUUCCUAACGAAGUAUCCUCUUUCAGGUACGUUGGCGUUACUUUGUCAUUAAAUCUUUCAUUUUCCCUCCAUAUUGAGUCCCUAUUUGCUAAAGUUCGUCAACUUCUUUAUUGCAUUCGUCGUAUACGUUCCUACCACACACCUCAACCCUCAGUCUGGUGAUUCAUCAAUGCCUGCAUCCUUCCUCUUAUCCUAUACUGCUCUCCUGUCAUUUUUCCUGCUUUGCUUUUAAUUUUAAAACGGGUCCUCCGAAUGCGCUGCUUUGCCGCUGGUUUCUUAUCUUUUUUAGUCGACACUAUCCUACAACGACAUUUCAAUACGGUUAA